AUGACCUAUGUAACUGAGGAUAUCCGUGUGAACAUACGCAUGACAGUGAUUGAAUUUCUUUUGUUUUCUCGAACAAGUCUACCAAUAGCAGAAUUCUGGCAAAUUUCUUCUUUUAUUGUUCCUAAGUUGCAUUUCAAUUUUUCUCAUCAGCCUUACCUGCCGAAAGGGAUGUCCGUAAGUAUUGAGAUAGCAAAUAGUGAGCGUCCCUUUGUUCCCGGUGAGAAAGUGGAAGGAACACUCAACAUAAACGCUGAGCACCCACUCAAGGCUAAAUCAAUACGCAUCUUUCUUCGAGCUGGCGCUGUAACGGAAUGGUGGGUGUCCGUCUAUGGCAUAGAUUCGGUUCAUGGCAGAAGCGCCAAAGUACUGUACGCUGCAGGUGUUACUUACGCACAGGAGGAACAUUGUCUUUGGGCCCCAGAUGAUAAGGAAAAGAAGGGUACAAUUCCAUCUGGGACUCAUUCAUUCCCAUUCGCAUUCACGUUACCGGCAGACUGUCCUCCAAGCUUUGAAGGUAGGUUUUUAAAAUAAAC
This is a messenger RNA of Strongylus vulgaris, 533 nucleotides long. NCBI's taxonomy places the organism in Eukaryota, Metazoa, Nematoda, Chromadorea, Rhabditida, Strongylidae. The record is from the annotation of a GenBank genome assembly.